Paramuricea clavata is the source of this 2997-nucleotide messenger RNA. NCBI's taxonomy places the organism in Eukaryota, Metazoa, Cnidaria, Anthozoa, Malacalcyonacea, Plexauridae. The record is from the annotation of a GenBank genome assembly.
AUGUUAAACAAAAGGGGACUUAAACUACAGGAAUUUUGUAAUGUGUUAAAUCUAAUUCCCGCGAAUGUAUCACCUGUUUGUGAACAUCCCCAAUUUACAUAUAUCUCUAGAACUGGAAACUCUAUUGUUGACUAUGUGAUUAUUGAUAAUACAUUAAUGCAGUUUUUCGAUUCAGUAGAGAGAUCUUGUGAGCAUCCUGACAAUACAGCAUUUCAUUUACCGCUGAAACUAUGCUUGUCUGUCCAAGUUUCGGACCGAAUUUCAAACGAUAUCGGAAAUCACAGUAUAAAUACUUAUGACAAAAUACCAUGGAAACGAUGUACUGCGGAACAACUGAAUAGUUAUCAGGAAAAUCUGAACUUAUUAAUAAGUAAUGCUUGGGAGAAUAUUAAUUUAUGUGAUGCAAACGUUAUUUAUGAGGAACUGAUUGAAAUUAUUAGAAACGCAGAUCAAAUGUUACCAAGAGUGAAUUUUAAAAAGCAUAUAAAACCGUUCUGGAACAAAAAACUUAAAGAUUUAAGAAAAUCCGUCAUGGCUGCAAGAGCAGAUUGGAUAAAAGCAGGAUCUCCAAGACAACGUAGUAAUAUUUUCUAUAUAAAGUAUAAAAAACUAAAAUGCGAAUACAGACGUGAGCAGAGGAAAGCCGUGUGGGAGUAUGAGAGGAAAGAACUUAAUGAUAUCGGUAAUCUGCAAGACUUAGAUAAUGAAAAAUUUUGGAGACUGUUAAAUAAUAAGGCAUGCAGGAAUAACAAAAAGAACAAAAAAAUGGUAUUAGAGGUAAAUGGUAAAAUUAUCACGGAUUCACAGCAAAUGGCAGAUCUUUGGGCAAAUUAUUUUGAACAGUUAGCAACACCUUCAGAAGAUGAGAAUUUCGAUCGAAUUCACCGAAUUGAAAUUGAAAAUGGAGUAAAUGAUAUCGUAGAAAAAUCAGAGAAUGCUCUAGGCUGUAUAUUUACUGUACCGUUAACAACUCAGGAAAUUUCGGAGGUUAUUAGAGGCCUACCAAACGGAAAAGCCCCCGGGUAUGACGGAAUCACGUAUGAGCACCUAAAAUGUGGUGGAGAAAUGAUUAUACAUGCAUUAUUAAAUCUUUACACUUGUAUUAUCGAUAGAGAAGAGAUUCCAAGUUCAUUUAAAUUGGCAGUUAAAAUCCCAAUUCCUAAGGGCAAUAAGAAAACACACAUGUUUGAUGAUCAUCGAGGGAUAAGUCUGCUGCCCUGUGUUAAUAAAAUCUUGGAACGUAUAGUAUUAUCACGAUUACAAAAGCAACAAAAUUGUCUCCAUCAUCCGCUCCAGGGUGGAUAUCAAAAACAACAAGAUGCUCUCACGACAUGUUUUGCAAUUGAAGAGGUGCUAAAUCACUGUUCCGAGGACAAUGAUAAAGUCUAUGCAGCCUAUAUGGACAUCUCAAAAGCUUUUGACACUAUGUGGAUUAAUGGAAUGCUUUACAAGCUAUACUACACCAAAGGGGUAACUGGUAAAACUUGGCGGCUCAUACGAAAUUGGUACUUGAACAUGAAAGAAUUUGUUAUCGUUGAAGGAAAAUCAUCUCGUAUAUACGAGCUAGGGCAAGGUACAAGACAAGGUGGGGUUCUAUCACCCUGGCUUUUCCUGGUAUUCAUAGACAACCUUAUCGAGGAAUUGAGCAACAUUAAAUCUGGAAUUUGCAUCAACACCGUGUAUUUCGGAUCACCCAUGUUUGCGGACGAUCUAACUAUGCUAUCACGUAUGAAAUCUGGACUGGACAAAAUGUUACGAUGUGCUUCGGAAUACAGUAACAAAUGGAGAUUUACAUUUAAUGCUACGAAAACGGUAGUUUUAACGUUUGGUGAAAGCUAUCGGGAACGUAGUGUAAAUCGCAGCAUUAGAGAUUGGCAUCUUGGGUCACGAGUUAUUUUGGAAAAGGAAUGUUGGUUCAAUCUUGGAAAAAUAUGGCAUGUAAAUAAGGAUUCGUCUGCAUUCGUUUCCAAGGCUGUUACCAGAGGAAGAGAAUCCGGAAUGGUUUUAAUGAAAAUGGGAGCUCGAUAUGGAGGAUUAAAUCCUAUAAUUUCAGUUCAGUUAUGGAAGCGGAUUGGUAUCCCAAAGAUGUUGUACGGUUCCGAGCUCUGGCAAUUGAAUUGUAAUGACAUUGUUGAACUGGAAAAAGUGCAAAAUACUACGGUGCGUAUUAUACAGGGGUUAUUACCUGGAAUAUCAGGGUCUGCUGCGAGAGGGUUGCUGGGCUUACCACCAAUCGAAGCUGAAGUCGAUAAACGGAAAUUGUAUUUUCUGGGACGACUUAUACUAAUGAGUCAUGGUGUUCCGUGCAGAAAGAUCUUCCUCAUGAGAUUAAUACGUUGGAAGUGGAACCAUACAAACACCUUAAAAGGAUUCAUUCCAAAUAUUGUACGAAUUCUUUUGAAAUAUGAUCUCAUGGACUUUCUAACAGGGUAUAUUUUAUCCGAUCAAUUUCCAAGCAAAUCUGCAUGGAAGAAAAUUGUUAAAAAACAUAUAUACGAGUACUAUAACAAUAUCUGGCAAGAAAAAAUAAGUACGCAUGGUCAACUAAAACUUUAUGCAGAAGUUCAUCCGGUGAUUGAAAUUUCACCAUGGUGGUUAUUAGCUAGAAUGAAACCGGACUUUAUGAAAGAAAUUAAUGAUGUUCUAAGACUACUCUGUGGAUCUUACAAAAUUAAAGGAAAACGGGUGAACAAACCAGAAACUUAUAGAGACUAUUGUAAUGUUUGUAAUAGCAAUUUCUUAAAUCCUGUAAAGCAUGCAUUACUUUAUUGUAAUGGCACAAGCCAAUUAAGAGAAGAACUAUGGGAAUGGAUAAACGAUACUAUGCCAUUCGAAAUGGCAGUACAUUUAGCAAGUUUGACAGACAUGGAAUUUCUCUUAGUUAUAUUAGGUAAAAAGUUAGAAGCAUUAUGUGCAAACACAGACAUAUGGACGGAGCUAUUGCUGAAAUCUGCAAGUUAUGUUUCCUUUUGUUAUAGGAGUAAUUUAGUUAGCUAG